Dromiciops gliroides (monito del monte) is the source of this 2954-nucleotide messenger RNA. RefSeq names its product radial spoke head 10 homolog B (gene RSPH10B). The record is from RefSeq and is a predicted model, not a curated record. NCBI's taxonomy places the organism in Eukaryota, Metazoa, Chordata, Mammalia, Microbiotheria, Microbiotheriidae.
AUGCCGCUUCCGGGGACGAGAGGCAGUGAGGCUUUAGGAGAGGCAAGUGGUCUGGGUCUGGGGGUGAGAGCAGGACAAGGAGGGCUUACGGUAGACUGGAAGUCCCCCAGGCUGGUGUGCCCGCGGACCCCCGCACAACAAUGGCGAAAGAAAAGAAAAAAAGCAGAUAAAAAGGCAGAUAAAGCUGCCCUGUCUCCUUCUCCUCUGUCUGACCAACCCCCCGACACAUCCAAACCAGAGUCCAACAUUGCAAAGCAGGAGACAAUUCCUGUCAUCCCAGAGCCUGAAGUUCUGGCACUCAAAGAAGAGAAGCCAGAAGAAAUACAAAUAGAGAUACCUCAGUAUUAUGAAGAGCCUAUUCUCACCAAACUGAUCUUUUGCAGCUAUGAAGGCGAAAAGGUCCGUGGACUAUAUGAGGGAGAAGGUGUGGCCCACUUUGAGGGAGGAAGUGAAUACAGAGGAGACUUUGUUAAGAACAUACCUAUGUAUCAUGGUACUUACACAUGGCCUGAUGGUAGCACAUAUGAAGGAGAAGUGACAAAUGGAGUGAGACAUGGAUUUGGAAUGUUUAAAUGCAGCACCCAACCAAUAUCUUACAUUGGUCAGUGGUGUCACGGCAAGAGGCAUGGCAAGGGCUCCAUUUAUUACAACCAAGAUGGCACCUCUUGGUAUGAAGGAGAUUGGGUCUACAAUAUCAAAAAAGGAUGGGGCAUAAGAUGCUACACAUCUGGAAAUAUUUAUGAAGGUCAGUGGGAAGACAACAUGCGUCAUGGUGAGGGAAGGAUGAGAUGGCUGACAACCAAUGAAGAGUAUACUGGUCAGUGGGUGAAGGGCAUCCAGAAUGGGUUUGGAACACAUACUUGGUUUUUAAAGAGGAUCCCUGGCUCUCAGUAUCCUUUGAGAAAUGAAUAUGUAGGAGACUUUGUAAAUGGAGAUCGCCACGGUCAUGGAAAGUUUUUCUAUGCUAGUGGUGCAAUGUAUGAUGGACAAUGGGUUUCCAAUAAGAAGCAUGGUUUUGGCAGGUUAACAUUCAAAAAUGGACGUAUUUAUGAAGGACAGUUUGCCAAUGAUCACAUAGCAGAGCUUCCAUUGUUUGAGAUUAAUGCAGAAAGUAGCCCGGAUAAUGACAGUGCUUGCCCAGAACCUGCAUUUAGUGCUGAGAUCAUCAGAAAACUUGAUGGCAGUGAAAGCAAUUCUGUAUUAGGAUCAAGCAUUGAACUUGAUCUGACUUUGUUGUUAGACAUGUACCCUCCAAAAGACAGACCUGAAGAAAAGAAACAGGUAGAAUUUGCUGUUUUGAGAAAUAUUUCAGAGUUAAGAAGAAUCUAUAGCUUUUACAGCAGCUUAGGAUGUGAUCAUUCUCUUGACAACACUUUCCUGAUGACAAAGCUUCAGUUCUGGAGAUUUUUAAAGGAUUGCAAACUUCAUCACUGUAAAAUAACUCUUGCUGAUAUGGACAGAGUAUUAAGUGAGAAUAAUAAUAUUUCAGUUGAAGAAAUUCACUCCCCGUUUACCACUUUACUACUGAGAACGUUUUUGAAUUAUCUCUUACAACUAGCAUAUCACAUUUAUCACAAAGAUUACAAAAAUGGAACUCCAUCCCUCUUCAUGUGUUUUUCAAGAAUGAUGACUGAUAAUAUUACUCCCAAUGCCUGUCAAAUAAAAGGCAAUUUCUUCUGUGACCAACAGCGGACUGUCUAUGCAAUGAAUUAUAUCGACAAAUGCUGGGAGAUUUAUUUAGCUUACUGCAGACCAAACUCUAAUCCCCCUCAUGAGCUAACAAUGAAGACCAGAUAUUUCCUCUGGAUGUUGAAGGAUUUUAAAAUAAUAACUAAAGAUUUAACAGCAACCAAAUUUGUGGAAAUCAUAGCAGAGGAUAAUCCUUUCAUGCACGAUGGAAUUGAUAGCAACUUUGAACUCGAGUUGGUUUUUCUAGAAUUCUUUGAAGCUCUGUUAGGCUGUGCACUUUUCACUGAUACAACACAGACAGACAAGCAACAAGGAAGCAACACAGCUGAUGAUUUUACUGCUGUCAAAUAUAUCAGUACACAACAGAAUGUUUCAAACAGGAGCAUGAGUGCUUUAACCAGCUAUGAUUCUGAUAUCACUCACUUCGUCAGUGUGAAGUCUUCUUCGAGCAAGUUAGCACUGCCAAUGGAUCUUAACAGAAUGAGGAAAUCUGAGACAAAGUCUAAGGAGUCGCUAAGUGAAGAAAAGGGUUCUAAACUGGGCUAUAAACCUGUGGGAAAAGGAGUGUCUCUUUUUUUAGCACAACUGGCUCACAGUGUGACACUUGAUUCUCAGGUACAGCCAUCAGUCUGUUCAGAAGGAGUCUCAAAAUCAGAGGAAAAAGAAGAAGCAGGACCAUCACAGCCCAUUUCUGACUUUGAAGAGUGUGCUAUGAAGGAGAUAUCUGAAAAAUUUGAAAAGUCCAAGGAUGGAAGAAAAGAAAAAAUCAACGCAUGGAUCAGUCACAUAUACUUCUUUUUUGUGAACACAUUCUUUCAAGCAUACAAGCAUGAAGAAAUCAUAAAAGAGAAAAUAAAGGAAAACAGAAUACUGGAAGAAGAAUUGGCCAAGAAGAAAAAAAUCGAAAAUGAUGAAAUAGAAGCAAGGCUUACUAUCUUACUAGAGGAAGAAGCCAAAAGACAAGAUUAUGAGAUAGAAACAAUUACUAUUGUGACUAAAGACCCAGCAGAAGAUAUAACUCAUUUUACACCAAGUCCUCCUAAAGAAGAGGCAGUUAAGACGACUGUAAGUAAGAAAAAGAGAAGGUAAAAGGCUGUUUGGUGACUUACACCUAGAUCAGGAUGUGACAAGAACCUUGGAACUCAAAAUUCUACCAUCGUGACCAAUAAAAUCAAAUGGUUGUGUUAGAUUUCUAUUUAGGAAUUUUCUUUAUAAUAAUAAAUUUUUAUUGAUGUCUUUUGCCUUUACAUGACCUACAUUUUCCA